AUGAAGGGAUUGCCCACACAGCCCGCACAGGCCUGCCAGAACCUUCGCCCGAAUGACAGUGGGAGAAGCCUGGAGACAGCUGAAGCUUCAGCCGACCGCUUCCAAGGACAGGACCGUCAGGAGGUUCACCCGGAUGUCACUGGAGAUGAUGGGACCAUGCUCCGCAAGGAUGGGCUGCCACAAUGGGCGACUGGAUUGCUGGAGGGGAUCGAAUGGAGCUCUGAGUGCCCAAGCUAUGCCGAGUUUUUGCAGAAGCCAGACAACAAGGCACUGGCGGUGGGUGAAAUGAGCCAAAAGACAGGCGUUCGACCCUGGGCUGCUGCUUGGGGAAAGUUCUCACAACAGGACGCGAAUUCAGAAGCUUUGCGUGCCUGCCGCCAAUACGGCGUGAAGUGUCGGCUGGUGUAUGUGGGCAGUGGCACCGCACGGGUUCGGACCGUGGGUUUGGACAGCCGUAGUGGCGAAGAGGAGAAAAACUGGUGGCGAACACAGGUGAUGAAAUCUGGAGAUUUACCUGGUUUUGGCUGGAUGCCCAUGAUCGAUCCCUCCAAAGAGAGGUUGGUUGGUUGGAAGACCAUCACCGAGGGUAGCGAGAUCAUUGGCGAGCAGCGCAUCCGUGUCCCGGUCUUUGAACCGGCCACUCGGAAUAGACAACGGUGUGAGCCUUCAAUGUGGAACCAAGAAUCUGGGUAUCGACAUGCUCAGAAACCCGAUUUGUUGCGCUUGCCAGCGAAUUUGUGGAGUAUAAAACUGAACCACUGCUAA
This is a messenger RNA of Durusdinium trenchii, 765 nucleotides long. The record is from the annotation of a GenBank genome assembly. Lineage: Eukaryota; Dinophyceae; Suessiales; Symbiodiniaceae.